UGUCAUAAUUUUAUAUAUCAAGUUUAUAUGUAGAGAUGAAAACCUGAACAACCCUUUCACAGGUUCUCCGCUUAUUUCCUUCGCCGGAGGAAUCAUCUGAAAAUCUGUAGCGUGUUCAAAUAUUUGCAUUUGGUUCUGUAGCUGUUGAAUCCCAAUUGUGGUCAUAAUGGUUGUUCUAGCAGCAUCCGUUACCAGUAAAUCUGGAAAAGCUCUUGUUUCAAGGCAGUUUGUUGACAUGUCUAGAAUAAGAAUCGAAGGACUUCUUGCAGCUUUCCCUAAAUUGAUUGGAAGUGGGAAACAACAUACUUAUGUUGAGACUGAAAAUGUGCGCUAUGUGUAUCAGCCAAUGGAGGGUAUAUAUCUGCUUCUUGUUACAAACAAGCAAAGCAAUAUUCUUGAGGAUCUUGAUACACUGAGGCUUCUCUCUAAAGUUGUUCCUGAGUUUUCUGCCUCUUUAGAUGAAGAAGGCAUUUGCAAGCAUGCAUUUGAACUGAUUUUUGCUUUUGAUGAAGUCAUUUCCCUUGGGCACAAGGAAAAUGUCACUGUUGCUCAAGUCAGGCAAUAUUGUGAGAUGGAGAGUCAUGAAGAAAGAUUGCACAAAUUGGUAUUGCAAAGCAAGAUCAAUGAAACCAAAGAUGUUAUGAAGCGUAAAGCUAAUGAGAUCGAUAAAAGCAAGAUUGAGAGGGGCAAACUGGAAAAGGGUGGCUAUUCAUCUCUUCAAUCCAUGAGUUCAAUGGGGUCAAUGGGUUCAAUUGGAAGAAUGGAUAAUUCUUUUAGCAAUGAUAUGGGCAUUUCAAGUGGUAAUACAUUUGGAGGAUCUUCUGGAUUUGGAUUAACCUCUGAUGUGGACUCUUUCUCAAGCAAAUCUAAAGGUCGUCCAGCUGCUUCAGUUGCUGCUCCAGCUAAAGGCAUGGGAAUGAAACUAGGGAAAUCACAAAGAACAAACCAGUUCUUGGAAUCACUGAAAGCUGAAGGGGAAAUGAUUGUUGAAGAUGUGGGGCCCAGUACUAAUCCAACCAGACCUGCUGCACAACCACUUACUGAUCCAAUCACUUUUACAGCUGAAGAGAAACUCAAUGUGACAUUAAAGAGAGAUGGUGGUCUUAGUAAUUUUGAUGUUCAGGGAACUUUGUCUCUCCAAAUACUUAAUCAGGAUGAUGGAUUUAUCCAUGUUCAGAUUGAAAGUGCAAACAACCCAGAGAUCAAAUUCAAGACACAUCCCAACAUCAACAAAGAACUCUUCUCCAAUGAAAACAUUCUUGGAUCCAAAGAUCCCAACCGUCCAUUUCCAGCUGGUCAAUCUGGUGAUGGCCUUGGUCUUCUCAAAUGGAGAAUGCAAAGUAAAGACGAGUCUGCUGUCCCAUUGACUAUUAACUGCUGGCCAUCUGUUUCUGGAAAUGAAACGUAUGUUAGCAUUGAAUAUGAAGCUUCUUCAAUGUUUGAUUUACAAAAUGUUGUUAUUUCUGUCCCUCUUCCUGCUCUUAGAGAAGCCCCAAAUGUAAGACAAGUUGAUGGAGAAUGGAGGUUUGAUUCCAGAAAUGCCAUGUUGGAAUGGACUAUACUUCUCAUUGAUAACUCCAACCGCAGUGGGUCAAUGGAGUUUGUUGUUCCACCAGCUGAUACCUCGGUUUUCUUCCCAAUUUCUGUGCGCUUCUCUGCAACAAGUACUUUCAGCAGCAUGAAGGUGGCUAGUGUUGUGCCGCUAAAAGGAGGAGCUCCACCGAAGUAUUCACAGAGGACUCAAUUGGUAACUGAGAGCUACCAAGUUGUUUGAUUGAAGUUAUUAUUAACAUUUAAAUCGAUUUGUCAAUUAAAAUUCAUUUUCAUAUAUAAUUUUUCAUUCGGCUUUGGGAUUUUAGUCUACAUAGACGUUAAAAAAAAAUAUUAUUGUCUUUUAUAUUUUCAGACAUUAUUCAAAUUUUGAAUUAUAAUCGCUUGAUGAAGGACAG
Messenger RNA from Lactuca virosa, 1949 nucleotides. The record is from the annotation of a GenBank genome assembly. NCBI's taxonomy places the organism in Eukaryota, Viridiplantae, Streptophyta, Magnoliopsida, Asterales, Asteraceae.